Molecule: messenger RNA, 408 nt
Organism: Dovyalis caffra
Lineage: Eukaryota; Viridiplantae; Streptophyta; Magnoliopsida; Malpighiales; Salicaceae
Source: the annotation of a GenBank genome assembly
AUGGCUGAUCGUCAACAAUCACAGCUACUAGGGAAACAACCGAGGUCCCACCAAGUAGUCAAGGCGACUACUGCUGUCACUGCUGGUGGGUCUCUCUUGGUUCUCUCCGGUCUGACCCUCACUAUCACAGUCAUUCUGUUGACCAUAGCCACGCCAUUACUGGUCAUAUUCAGUCCAGUUAUUGUUCCUGCAGUGAUAACAGUUUCUCUCUUGCUUAUGGGAUUCUUGGCCUCUGGUGGCUUUGGCGUGGCAGGAAUUACUGUCAUGUCAUGGAUCUAUAGGUAUGUUACUGGGAGGCAUCCUCCAGGGGCAGAUACGCUGGAACAGGCACGCAUGAAGUUGGCUGGUAAGGCAAGGGAAAUGAAAGACAGGGCUGAGCAAUUUGGGCAUCAAGUUGAGAUUUCUUAA